AUGACGAAACACCGCAGAGGAGUGGCGCACCUGCAGCUUGCUAGACCACUCGCUGUUGCAUACGUUCUCGGUUUGAUCUCGAGUACUAGCCCACGAUUGAUCAAAGUUCUUCUCUUAUUGGGCAAGAGAAAGUUGAGCCUUCGAGCAGCAUGUAUCCGAUUCAACCGCAUCUUUCGACAGGCUCUGUCAUUCCACCGCUUUCCCACCUUCUGCGCGACCCUUGUGGGCGGAUCGACUCUGCUCCAAGUGCCUUUCAAGCUCUUGAUAGUCAGGACACUUCUUUUCUUCCGAUCUGCUAUAGGACCCAAUCAAGCCAGACUCGCUGGUCUAUUCGCAAGAUUCAUAGCCGCGCUAGUAUCGGCAUCCGUAUCCUUCAGUUUGCUCAACAGCACACCAUCAAAGGUCCCAUCAACCAAGAGCCAGCCAGUGCAGCCCCUGAGCCACCUCGAAGUCAUCAAGCCGGGCCCAUUUGAUGAACCACCCGAAAUCAAUUCGAAAGAAAUCGACAAUGCCACGCUUAACGCGAGAUCUCUGUCAAGGGCCGACCUUGCAGGAAAGACGAUAGACCUCACAAUUUUCGCCGUUAUCCGAGCCCUAGACAUUAUCAUCAGCGGAGCGUGGGAUCGUCUGCCUUUAAAGCCCUCAUCACGCAUACAAAAGGCCUCUAAAUCAGCAACCCCGCUGUUGUUCUUCUUCUCUGCAGCAUCCAUAAUGCAUGCUUGGUUCUACAGCCCCAGCAGACUUCCCCACAGCUACAACACCUGGAUCUCCGCAGCAGCGGAGCUUGAUCACCGCCUUCUGCUCGCGCUUCGGCACAUUCGGUAUGGUACGUGGAUCUACGGGAAGGAUACGGGAAUGGCGCCGCUCCUCGGUUCCAUGUGCCACGAUUACGGCCUCCCGGAAGAUCUCGGGGACCCCGCAAAGACUAUCCCCAUUCCGUGCGAGCUCGUUCACAUGGGCUAUGGCAAGAGCUGUGAGAAGCAUGCCCUCGUGCGCUUUCUGAAGGGUUGGACAUUCGCGGCCAAGAUGUAUGCUCCGUUGCAGGUCAUAGUCUUGGCAAGGAACAUGAAACGAAAUGCCCGGCCCGGCAAGAGGCUUGCCGGACUGACCCGAACUGACCUAUUGAAGGCCGUCGAGGACAUGGCAAGAAGCUCUGCCUUCCUUGGAGCCUUCAUCGCCUUCUUCUAUUAUGGCGUGUGUCUUUCCCGAACGCGCCUCGGCCCGAAGCUAUUCUCGUCCAAGACUGUGACCCCUCAGAUGUGGGAUGGUGGGCUCUGUGUCUUGGGCGGCUGUCUGCUUUGCGGCUCUAGCAUCCUCAUUGAGACGUCGCGCAAACGCCUGGAGAUCCUUUUCUUUGUCCUCCCGAGGGCUGCAGCAACCUGGUUCCCUCGCCGAUACCUUCCGGAGCAUCGAUGGAAAGAGCAGCUAGCAUUCGCCCUAAGCGCCGCUAUCGUGCUGACGACGGCGCAAGAAAGCCCCAAGCGGGUGCGCGGCUUCCUGGGAAGCAUCCUGAGCGGUGUGCUGAAGACGGAAUGA
Messenger RNA from Trematosphaeria pertusa, 1536 nucleotides. RefSeq lists its product as uncharacterized. The record is from RefSeq and is a predicted model, not a curated record. The transcript has 3 exons. NCBI's taxonomy places the organism in Eukaryota, Fungi, Ascomycota, Dothideomycetes, Pleosporales, Trematosphaeriaceae. Bases 1 to 1536 code for a protein of 511 amino acids.